AUGCAGCCCACUGAGCAACCCCACUUUCAGGAGCCCGAGCAUCAUCUGGAUCAAAUACCCGAAAAUGCUGCUGUCUCAGAAGAUGUUUCCUCGAGCGCGCCGACUGACUCAAACAUUGUAGAUAGCCUUAGGAAGACGCCUCAGCAUCCCCACCACGAACAUGCACCACAUCACGGUCGUCCGCGACGCGGUUCCAGCGUCUCCCACGUGGACGUAGACUUCUUUGAUCGACCCGGCUUCAAUGAGCUUCAGCGAACCUUGACGGAGAUAUCGCGUCACAGGAGGGAGCAGCACAAGGAGGACACAGAGAGUUCCACCGAUUCGGAUGUGACAUUGGCUUUGGGAGAUGGUCCCUUUGAUUUGGAGAGGACGGCGCGGGCUAUAGUGAUCAAGCGCGAGGAGGCUGGUAUCAAGAAGCGCCACCUUGGUGUGCUAUUCAAGGACCUGCGCGUGGUGGGCAUCGGUGCAUCCGCAUCGCACUUGCCUACGCUUGGCAGUGUCUUGAACCCCGCCUUGAUAUUCGAAAGCAUACAAACCGCACGUCACCCGCCUUUGAAGGACAUUCUUAGCGGGUUCGAAGGAGUUGUUCGUCCAGGGGAAAUGCUUCUGGUCUUGGGGAGUCCUGGAUCGGGAUGUAGCACUCUUCUCAAGAAUCUGGCCAACCAGCGCGGCGAGUACCAUCACGUUUAUGGUGACGUCCAUUACGACUCCUUGACCCCUGAAGAAGUCGCCAAGCACUAUCGCGGCGACGUGCAAUAUUGUCCUGAAGACGAUGUCCACUUCCCCACCCUCACAGUCGGGCAGACCCUUGCCUUCGCCGCCACCACUCGUACUCCGCAGACCAGAAUCUCCGAGACCCGAGAGGAACACGCCAAUUUCAUGACGACGCUGUCCACCACCGUUUUGGGUUUGAGACACACGCUCAAUACAUAUGUUGGAGAUAACGCUAUCCGUGGCGUCAGUGGUGGAGAGAAGAAGCGUGUCUCCAUCGCGGAAGCAAUGGCCAUGCGUAGCUGCAUCAACGCCUGGGACAAUUCCACUCGCGGUCUCGAUUCCUCGACUGCCUUGGAAUUCGGACGAGCUCUCCGCAUUACGACUGAUAUCGACAGGAAUACCACUAUCGUCUCGAUCUAUCAAGCCAGCGAGAAUCUUUAUCGCCUCUUUGAUAAAGUCUGCGUUAUUUAUGAAGGUCGUAUGGCUUAUUUCGGUCCCGCUGAUCGUGCGAGGCAAUAUUUCGUCGACAUGGGCUACGAGCCUGCCAAUCGACAGACAACGCCCGAUUUCCUCGUCGCCGUCACCGACGCCAAAGGCCGUAUCCCUCGGGCUGGUAUCACCAAUCAGCCUCGCAGCGCCGCUGAAUUCGCGGAGCACUUCCAGAAGUCCGAACUAGGUGCGCUCAACAAGGAGGAUAUAGAGUCAUACUACAGCGAGUUCGUCGGAUCGCCGAAGAUGGCCGAACACUACAAGGAGAGCGCUAGGCAAGAACGCGCAAAGACCGCUAGGAAGAUGAGCCCGUAUACGAUCUCUGUCCCCAUGCAAAUCCGCGCCGUAAUGCUUCGCCGGGUGCAGAUCCUGAUGGGUAACAAGACAGCUACCUUGAUGAAUUUGGUGUCUUUCAUUUUCCAAGGUAUCAUCAUGGGCACGGUAUUCCUCAAGAUUCCGGAGUCAACGGAUGCAUAUUUCUCUCGUGGCGGUGUUCUUUUCUUUCUUGCCGAGCUUUCUUCCCUCUUCCAGCAACGUCCCAUCGUUCUGAGACAUCAGAAAGCCGCACUAUACCACCCUUUUAUCGAAGCCGUCGCCCUCACAAUCGUUGACUUGCCUAUUACCUUCCUCACUAGCGCGUUCUUCGCUGUUCUCCUCUAUUUUAUUGUUGGACUACAGACAUCCGCCAGUCAAUUCUUUGUUUUCUAUUUAUUCUUGAUUACGCUGGCUUUGACGAUGAAAGCAUGGUUCAGGGCCAUUGCUGCAGCCUUCAAGUCUGAAGCUACGGCUCAGUCAGUCUCUGGUAUCAUCUUGCUUGGGCUUGUUAUCUACACCGGUUAUACCAUCCCGAAAUCCUAUAUGAUCGGCGCCUUGAGGUGGAUUACCUACAUCAACCCCCUUCGAUAUGGAUUCGAAUCCGUGCUGUCGAACGAGUUUCGCACUUUGAAUGGAGCUUGCGCAAACCUCGUUCCUCAAGGCCCCGGCUACGAGAACAUCAGUCUUGACAACCAAGUUUGCGCUACAGUCGGUGCCGUCUCGGGCCAGAAUACCGUGGAUGGCAACGUGUUCAUCGAACUGUCGUACGGGUACUCGUAUUCCAAUACCUGGAUGAAUUUCGGCAUUAUCCUUGCCUUCGGCAUCGCGUUCAUCUUCGCCCUCCUUAUAUUCACCGAGUACAAUACGGCUCUUUCAACAGAUACCUCAGUGGUCCUCUUCAAGCGUGGCUCUAAAGCAGCUGGGUCGAUUGCCAAGGGUGACGACGAGGAGAAGAAUGAGAAAUCCAAUGCCGGCAUCCGCGAUCUCGCGUUGUCCAAGGAGGAAAAAAGUAAAGAUCAACUAGCGAAAGCUGAAGAGAUGACGGACAUCUUCUCCUGGCAACACCUCAACUAUACUGUCCCCGUCAAGGAAGGCACUCGGCAGUUGCUGGAUGACGUUUCGGGCUAUGUUGCUCCAGGCAAGCUUACGGCCUUGAUGGGCGAGUCAGGGGCGGGGAAGACUACGCUGCUUAACGUCCUUGCCAAACGAGUUACCAUGGGCAUCGUCACAGGCCACGAAUUUGUUAAUGGACAUCCUCCCCCCGCCGACUUCCAAGCGCAAACUGGAUACUGCCAGCAGCUAGAUACGCAUGUUCCAACGGACACCGUCCGUGAGGCUCUUCUUUUCUCGGCGAAGCUUAGGCAACCUGCUUCGGUACCCAUUUCAGAGAAGGAAGCUUACGUCGAAACAUGCAUCAAGAUGUGUGGUUUAGAAGGUGUUGCGGACGCCUCCGUGGGUUCCCUUGGUAUUGAACAUCGUAAACGGACCACCAUCGCAGUCGAGUUGGCCGCAAAGCCUAAGCUACUGCUCUUCCUCGACGAACCAACAUCUGGUCUGGACUCUCAAAGCGCGUGGGCAAUCAUGUCUUUCCUUCGCGACUUAGCGGACCACGGGCAAGCUAUCUUGUGCACGAUCCAUCAGCCAUCGGCCGAGCUCUUCCAAGUCUUUGACCGUCUUCUGUUGCUCCGCAAGGGCGGGCGAACCGUGUACUUCGGCGAUGUCGGUCAACGUUCUACGACCCUGAUCAAUUAUUUCGAGAAAAAUGGAUCGCGAAAGUGCGACGACGAGGAGAAUCCUGCGGAGUUCAUUUUGGAUGUUAUCGGAGCUGGCGCAAGUGCAUCUACUGACAAAGAUUGGCACGCCAUUUGGGAAAGCUCUCCCGAAGCACAAGACGUACAAAGGGAAAUCGAAGAAAUUCAUUCCCACGGAAGGAGUAAAGGCGCUGUGGAGGCUGCUCUUCAAACGAAAUUUGCUUCGUCUUGGUUCUUCCAGACCAAAGAACUCCUUCAACGCGACUUGAGGAACCACUGGCGCGAUCCAACCUACCUCAUUGCUAAAUUCGUUCUGAACAUCACGGCCGGCCUCUUCAUCGGAUUCACAUUCUUCAAAGCCAAGAACACUCAACAAGGAACACAGAAUAAACUUUUCGCUAUCUUCAUGGGCACUAUUCUCUCUGCUCCUCUGUCAAAUCAGUUGCAGGCCCCUUACAUCGCAAUGCGCAACAUCUACGAGAUCCGUGAAAGACCGACGAGGAUGUACAACUGGACAGCUCUUAUCACAUCUCAAGUCCUAGCCGAACUACCUUGGAACAUCCUAGGUUCUUCACUGUACUUCCUCUGCUGGUUUUGGACCGUUGGUUUCCCCAACGAUCGCGCCGGAUACACUUACCUCAUGCUUGGAAUCAUCUUCCCCCUCUAUUACACCACGUUCGGCCAAGCCAUCGCCUCCAUGGUAUCCACUACCGAGCUGGCUGCGAUAUUGUUCAGUUUCUUGUUCAGCUUUGUGAUCACUUUCAACGGUGUCCUACAACCAUUUCGGUUACUUGGCUGGUGGCAAUGGAUGUACCGCCUUUCCCCCUUCACGUACCUCAUUGAAGGGUUACUUGGCCAAGCCCUCGGUCGCAGCCCAAUUGUCUGCUCCGACAUUGAAUACGUCACCGUCGACCCCCCUUCUGGUCAAACAUGUGGCCAAUUCUUUGAGCAAUACAUUUCGGGGGCUGGCGGUUACUUGCGCGAUCCAAGCGCUUCCUCUGGAUGCCAGUUUUGUUCUUUCGCCACCACCGAUGAAAUGCUCGGUGUCAGCUUCAAUAUCUCCUACGAUCAUAGAUGGAGGAACGUUGGCAUCAUGUUCGCCUAUAUCCUUUUCAACUUCGCUGGCAUCUACUUCCUCACAUACUUGUUCCGCAUCCGAAGACGCAGUAUCUUCGCCUCCCUCAAAGCUCGCUUUUCACGAUCAUGA
Pleurotus ostreatus (oyster mushroom) is the source of this 4476-nucleotide messenger RNA. RefSeq lists its product as uncharacterized. The transcript has 21 exons. Gene Ontology annotation, biological process: transmembrane transport. Gene Ontology annotation, cellular component: membrane. The record is from RefSeq and is a predicted model, not a curated record. Gene Ontology annotation, molecular function: ABC-type transporter activity; ATP hydrolysis activity; ATP binding. Lineage: Eukaryota; Fungi; Basidiomycota; Agaricomycetes; Agaricales; Pleurotaceae. Bases 1 to 4476 code for a protein of 1491 amino acids.